CAGCAGGGGGUUUGAGAGGGAUCCUCAGGCUCAGGCUGAAGCCCGGAGAGUCGAGCUGCAGAGCGGGUACAAGUCGCCCCUGGUGCCUCUCUCUCUCUCUCCUCACUCUCUCCCUCCUCUCUCUCCCUCCUACCUCUCUCUCUCUCUCUCUGUGGGGGAGUCUCUCUCUCUCCCUCUCGGUACCGAUUCUGGUCCAGACGCCAUUCCUGCUUCGCCAGUCUUCAGUGAAGGGGGACCCUACAGACCGUCGGGACCAUGCUGACCCUCCUGACCACCAUGUACCUGGUGGUUCGGGCGGUUUCCUCCCGGGCUGAACCAAUCCGUGUUGUGGUGACCGGCGCUGCAGGCCAGAUCGCCUACUCCCUGCUGUACAGCAUCGCCAAGGGAGAUGUGUUCGGAAAGGACCAGCCAAUCGUCCUGAUGCUGCUGGACAUUCCCCCCAUGCUGCCGGUGCUGGAGGGAGUCGUCAUGGAGCUGCAGGACUGCGCCCUCCCACUGCUGAGGGACGUGAUCCCCACUGACAAGGUGGAGGUGGCCUUCAAGGACGUUGACGCCGCCAUCUUGGUGGGCUCAAUGCCCAGGAAGGAGGGGAUGGAGAGGAAGGACCUGCUGAAGGCCAACGUGGCCAUCUUCAAGACCCAGGGGUCUGCGCUCGACAAGCACGCCAAGAAGACCGUGAAGGUUCUGGUCGUCGGAAACCCGGCUAACACCAACUGCCUGAUCGCCUCCAAAUCUGCUCCAUCCAUCCCUAAAGAGAACUUCUCCUGCCUGACCCGCCUGGACCACAACAGAGCCUCCUCUCAGGUGGCGAUGCGUUGCGGCGUUUCCGCUGACCACGUGAAGAACGUCAUCAUCUGGGGAAACCACUCCUCCACCCAGUACCCCGACGUCCACCACGCCAAGGUCAACGUCAACGGCUCCGAGACGGCCGCCUACGACGCCGUGAAAGACGAAGCCUGGCUCAGAGGAGACUUCAUCUCCACAGUGCAGCUGCGUGGUGCAGCCGUCAUCAAGGCCAGGAAGCUGUCCAGCGCCAUGUCUGCCGCCAAGGCCAUCUGCGAUCACAUGAGGGACAUCUGGUUCGGCACCAAGGAGGGUGAAUUCAUCUCCAUGGGAGUCUUCGCCAAAGGAAACUCCUACGGCAUCCCAGAGGACCUCAUCUACUCCUUCCCUGUUCAGAUCAAGAACAAGACCUGGAAGAUGGUCGACGGACUCCCCAUCAACGACUUCUCCCGCGCCAAGAUGGACGCCACAGCGGCCGAGCUAGUCGAGGAGCGUGACACCGCCAUGGACUUCCUGUCCCAGUGACUGUCUCCCCCCGCUGGUCAACAGCAGCAACAGCACUUAGACGCCCUGAAGGCUUGCUGCUCGCGGCUCUGAUGAAGAAGAAACCUUCCAUUCUUAUAAACCGUCCCAGCUGCCGUCUGUGUGUCACCUCUCUCCGUGUGUGUGUGUGUGUGUGCGUGUGUGUGUGUGUCUGUGAGCGUGUGUCAUCAGGCCACUUCUUCAGGUUUUCAGUUAACCUGUGUAUCGACCACAUCCUGGCCUCCUCCUCCUCCUCAGUGUGAAAGACACCGAGAGAAUGUCUCUGUUGGUAGAUGAGAACACACACUAGCUGUUCAGAAACUGUAAUGGAACAAGUUAUCACCAAUAAAACGACAAGAAACUUACAGACCAUAA
Molecule: messenger RNA, 1680 nt
Organism: Notolabrus celidotus (New Zealand spotty)
Lineage: Eukaryota; Metazoa; Chordata; Actinopteri; Labriformes; Labridae
Product: malate dehydrogenase, cytoplasmic-like
Exons: 9
Coding region: 256-1308 (350 amino acids)
Biological process (GO): oxaloacetate metabolic process; tricarboxylic acid cycle; malate metabolic process
Cellular component (GO): cytosol; mitochondrion
Molecular function (GO): L-malate dehydrogenase (NAD+) activity
Source: RefSeq, a predicted model, not a curated record